Molecule: messenger RNA, 2702 nt
Organism: Aedes albopictus (Asian tiger mosquito)
Lineage: Eukaryota; Metazoa; Arthropoda; Insecta; Diptera; Culicidae
Gene: papi
Product: tudor and KH domain-containing protein homolog
Exons: 4
Coding region: 210-2144 (644 amino acids)
Biological process (GO): spermatogenesis; piRNA processing; P granule organization
Cellular component (GO): P granule
Molecular function (GO): RNA binding
Source: RefSeq, a predicted model, not a curated record
AAUAUUAGCAUGUGUACGGAUAGACGGGAGCAGCUGACACCACAAGUCACCGUCAGUGAAAGACGACCUAUGGGCAGCAACGAUGUGUUCGGCUAAGUGCAAAAAUCCGUGAAAAAACCGUGCUUGAACCGCGUUGAAACCUGAAGUGAUUAUCGACUCUAAUUAGAUUUACGACUUGAACUGACACAUACUCUUAAAUCAAACCCACAAUGAACAAAUCUCCGGCUACCAUCCCCAUCAUCAUCGGGGUAUCACUGCUAAGUAUAGGUGGUGCCUACAUUUACACCCUCCUUAAGAAGAAAAAGGAAGAAUUCGAUGAGUCAACAUCCGAACCGGAUGGGGGAGGUUUCUCCAAGAUUGCAAAACUGGUGCGCAUGAUGAGCAAAGAAGAGAUCAAAUCGGUGGAGAUAACACUAUCGAACAAAGUGAUUCCGCUGGUAGUGGGACGGAAAGGUUACACCUUGCGGCACAUCCAGGACACAACCCAAACCAAUAUACAGUUUCGAGAUCUGGAUGAUUCGCACCAGAUUUGCGAGAUUCGAGGGACGGAGGCGGGCAUCCGCGCUGCCGAAGAUCUGAUCAUGAAGGAGGCUUCGCGGCAGGUCACGCAAACCGAUGAGAUGCUAGUUCCACAGAGUGCGUGUGGGAAAAUUCUGGGACGUUGCGGAGACGAGUUGCAAGAAAUUUGUCGCAAGUCGAUGGCAAAGGUAUGGAUCGAAGGAUCUCGCACGCUAGGAGAUAGUCGUCGCAUCAUGAUCACUGGAACGCCCAAGCAGAUAAGCGUUGCAAAAUCCCUGAUAGCUAACAAAGUUAAAGAAGAUGCCGAACUAAGGAAAAGCCAGGAGCAUUUGGAUAUCCGCCGUGAACCGCGUAUUCGUACCCCUCCGAGUAGCAUCACGGCAACCCCAGUUCCGAGAGAAGUACUUCCACCGACCAUCGAGAAACUCAAGUCAUCAAGCACUUCCAAUCAACUGGAGGUAUUCGUAUCGGCAGUUAUCUCACCGAGUCGGUUCUAUCUACAGCUAGUCGGUCCUCAGUCAUCCGAACUGGAUGUUCUUGUGGACACCAUGACUCAGUAUUACAAUCAGCAGGAUAAUCGCAACCUACACCAGAUACGCAAACCAUAUCUUGGCCAGAUCGUGGCUGCCGAGUUCAACGCCGAUGGAAAAUGGUACCGGGCCGAAGUGAUCGCCAUCCUGCCGAAUGAGUUCAAACCUGGUGAAGUGGUGCUGGAUUUGUUCUUCGUUGACUAUGGUGACAAUCAAUACAUCAAGCCUUCGGAAGUGUAUGAACUGCGGCCGGAUUUCUUAGCGCUUCGCUUCCAAGCCAUUGAAUGUUUCCUGGCACACGUGGAGCCAAACAACGUGAUCAGCUCAACGACGGGUGAGGAAGAGUGGGAUCCGCUGGCAAUCACCCGAUUCGAGGAGCUUACGCAUGCGGCUCAGUGGAAGAAGCUACUCUCCCGCAUUGCGACGUACAAGAAGAAAGGGCACCGAGGCAACCACGAAUCUCGAGAUCGAGAAGGCUCGCCCAUCCCCGGUGUCGAGCUGUUCGAUGUCUCCGCGGAGGGUUCCAAUGUCAACAUUGCACUCGAGCUGGUUACCGAAGGCCAUGCCAAGGUAACUCCGAACUUUGGCGAUCUGUGCCGAAGUCAUGUACUGCGUUUGGACGGAGGCUCCCAGGCCUCUAGCUCCGAAAGACUUAACGACCUUUCAUCGGGGUCCAACACUACGGACACGGUUUCGUCCGUGGUUACAACGAUCCAGCCCAGCCGGAAACCACCGCAGGAUCUAUCCAACGACGAGACUCCCAGUUCAACAACCUCGCCUAAACGUGAACCAGCAUCUCAGCCUAGCAGCUCGGUACCAGUGCCAUCCACUGAGACAAACCCCCAGGAACCGUUCAAAAGUCUCGCCAAUCAGAAGCCAUCAUCCAACGGGAGUCCCAGGGCAGAUGUGACUGCCGCCAGUAACGAUUUCCUGCAAGCUGAAAAGACGACUUCAUCAUCACUUCGAAGCGAAAGUUCAAAAGACUUAACCAGUAAUAGCUACACGAACGGUAAGCCAAACGGAAACGGUUCACGAAUGCAAGAUUGGAACGAAAUCGUAGAAGAAGAGCAGCAAAUCAAUGGUCUGAUGAAUUAGGAUAUAGGGAAACAUUAAGAUUUUUGUCCAACAGUCAAACCGAUUGACUUUUUGUCGACAUUCAUUUUUAUUCAAAUUUGAUACUCGCCCUUACUUUCAAAUCAAUCGAUUAUUGUAAAUAGUUUGAAAUUUGACCAUGAAGUAUAUUAUUUAAAAAAAAGUAUAUAGACUUUUCGUUCCUUUGAAGUUUUCCCAGCUCUGAUUACAUUUUGCGUAGGUAGAUUAAAACUACAUAGAUGAUAAUGAAAUGAACGUACUUAUGACAGAUGAAAUGAUGAAUCAGCAUGUAAAACAUAGAAUGAAAAAUGUGAAUUAUAUUUUUAGAGGAAAAGCGUUAUACAGCACUGUUAUGAGAUGUAUUUUGUAUUAGGAAAACCUAGCUCCAACAAAGAUUCAAUGAAUUCUGAUAGUAGCUUUUGAAGCCCUUAGUUGAUUAAUGUUGAACUCAAAAAUGUCUAUAAUAUGCUAUAUCGUCGAUCAUCAAGGACGAUCAGUUUUAUUGUGUUUAAUAUAUGCAAACAUUUGAUGUUUAAUAAAGAAAUACUUAUAUCGAAAAAA